AUGGACAGUCCACCUUUAGCUGCUUCUAUUUUGUCCGCUCAAAAUACUUUACGUAUUGCAGAUCUUCGUGAAGUGAUUACAUUACUUGAUAGGCAUAACUACAGCAGAGCAUCAUAUGAGCAACUUGCUCUUCAUCUUGAAGUGUCUUACAAUAGGCUAGAGAUGAUACGGAAAAGCAAUCCAGGAGACGUUCAGGCUUGUUUUACAGCCUGUUUGGCUAGCUGGUUGCGUAAAGCUGAUAGUAUGGAGGAUCCAACAAUAGAUAAACUGAUAGCUGCUCUUAGAGUAAUAGGACAGAAUGCUGUAGCUGAUGGUAUUGCUAAAGAAAGACAAAACACCUGUACUUAUGAUCGCACGAGCUAUCCUGAAGAUACUACGAAUGAGAAACAUGCCAAUAACAUUUUGGAUUCUCAUGUUAAACAGCUACAGUCUCUUAAUAGACCUUGUGAUAUAGCAAGACUGCUUCUUGCAGAAGGAAUAUUUAAUGAAAAUGAGCAUAAAGAUGUUGUGAAAAAAAUGCUAGGACGUAGUACUAAGCUAAAAUGCUGUCAUUCACUUUUGCUCGACGUCGAGCUUGUCAUUCAGAAAGAUUACAAGAAACUUAUGAUGUUUGCUCGAUUAUGUGAAAUUACUGGAAAUAAAAGGAAGAAGAAAUUAUUAGUAUGA
Amphimedon queenslandica is the source of this 666-nucleotide messenger RNA. RefSeq lists its product as uncharacterized. The transcript is spliced from 4 exons. Gene Ontology annotation, biological process: signal transduction. Lineage: Eukaryota; Metazoa; Porifera; Demospongiae; Haplosclerida; Niphatidae. The record is from RefSeq and is a predicted model, not a curated record. The coding region runs from base 1 to 666 and encodes 221 amino acids. Gene Ontology annotation, molecular function: protein binding.